Molecule: messenger RNA, 762 nt
Organism: Geodia barretti
Lineage: Eukaryota; Metazoa; Porifera; Demospongiae; Tetractinellida; Geodiidae
Source: the annotation of a GenBank genome assembly
AUGGCACUGUUCGCCGACCUGAUCGCGCCCUAUGAGUUUCAGGAGCAGGACCUCUCCGCCGCCAGGCUUAGCUACAGUUGGGGCCACCUGCUUGGAACCGACCAAUUGGGACGGGACCUGUUCAGCAGGAUCGUGUAUGGUGCCCGUGUGUCGUUGCAGGUCGGUAUCUACUCCGUUCUGAUAACGCUCGUUGGCGCGACUCUAUUGGGCGUAGUGACCGGGUACUACAGCGGGACCUGGGUCGACAACUCGAUUCAGCGCGUCGUUGACGGCUUCAUGACCAUUCCCUACCUGGUAUUCCUGCUUUUCGUCAUGUCCAUUCUCGGGCCAGGACUACUGAACAUCGUCAUCGCGCUCUCAAUUGAAGGCGUUCUUAUCAACUCCCGCAUCAUUCGCGCUCAGGUUCUUUCGACUAAAGAGAACCCCUACGUGGAUGCCGGACGUGCCAUCGGCGCGUCAACCCCCAGGCUAAUGAUUCUGUACAUCCUUCCCAACAUCAUGGCACCGAUCAUCAUCAUCGGGACCGUUAGCUUGGGACUGUUCAUUCUGGCUGAAGCGUCGAUUAGCUACCUUGGCUUCGGUAUUCCUCCUCCGUUCCCAACCUGGGGUGGGAUGCUGACUAGGUCUGGGCUCGACCAGUUCUACGUUGCGCCUCAUCUAGCGAUCUGGCCUGGGUUUGCGCUGAGUCUCGCCGUGUUCGGAUUCAACAUGUUCGGAGAUGCCCUCAGGGACCUGCUCGAUCCAAGACUCAGGGGUACGUAG